Messenger RNA from Lucilia cuprina (Australian sheep blowfly), 1837 nucleotides. RefSeq lists its product as uncharacterized. The record is from RefSeq and is a predicted model, not a curated record. Bases 45 to 1727 code for a protein of 560 amino acids. The transcript has 7 exons. Lineage: Eukaryota; Metazoa; Arthropoda; Insecta; Diptera; Calliphoridae.
UCUUUAUGUUAAUUUAAAAAUUUUAUUAAUUAAAAAAACAUAAUAUGAUUUUAAGCAAAUUAAAUCUAUCGACUAAUGGUAAGCUACAAUCAUUAAAUCGUGUUUACCGUUUUACAACAAGAACAUUUAAACGCCAACCACGUAAUCAUUAUGAUAAUGCCGCCAAACCUAGACGCGUACCUUUAGUACCAAUCACUUUUGUGACAGCUUUUACUGGCUUUAUAGCAUAUGAUGGUUUGAUCAAUGAUUUUACCUACUCAGGGGCUUCCAUACGUUUUAUGCGUUCCGUUAAGACUGCUUCUCUUAUAGCUUUCGACUAUUUACUAUUGGAUGAAAGCGAUCCUAAUUAUGAUGUCAAUAUUAAAGAAGUACAUCAAAGAAGUGCUAAUCGUUUACUAGAAACUUGUCUAUUAAAUGGUGGCCUUUAUAUUAAAGUUGGUCAGGGAUUUGCUGCCAUAAAUCACAUAUUGCCUAAAGAAUAUACAAGUACCUUGAUGAAACUGCAAGAUAAAUGUUUGCCCACCAGCAAGGAAGAUGUUUUGAAAGUUUUUAAAGAAGAUUUUGGUCAUGAGCCAGAAUAUUUUUAUUCGGAGUUCGAUUACACACCCAAGGCAGCGGCAAGUAUUGCUCAGGUUUUUAAAGCCAAGCAUAAAAAUGGUCAAGAUGUGGCUGUAAAGGUCCAAUAUGGUGAUUUACAAAAACGUUUUGUUAGCGAUUUGGGCACCAUUAUCCUAUUACAUGAUGUUAUAGAAUUCUUUUUUAAAAGUUAUAAUUUUGGUUGGAUAUUGCGAGAUGUACGAAAAAACUUGGUGCAAGAAUUAAAUUUCAUUAACGAGGGUAAAAACUUGGAAAGAUGUGCCAAUGACUUGAAACAAUUUCAAUUUGUUCAUAUACCAAAAGUCUAUUGGCCGGAGACAAGAACGAGGGUUUUAACAUUAGAAUGGAUUGAUGGUAUCAAAAUUGGUGAUGUGGACAAACUUAAAGACAAUAAUUUAAAUCUAAAAGAUGUUGAUAAGAAACUAUUUCAAAUGUUUGCCGAGCAAAUAUUCAGUUCUGGCUUUGUGCAUGCUGAUCCACAUGCCAGUAAUAUUUUUGUGCGUAAAAGUGGUAAAACUGGUAAAGCUGAAAUUGUACUCCUAGAUCAUGGUUUAUACGAGGAAUUGCCCGCCAAUGUUAGGGCACCUUUAUGUGAAUUCUGGGAAGCUACCGUUUUACGUGAUGAAAAGGCUAUGGCAAAGGCGGCCCAAAAAUUGGGUAUAAAAGAUCAUAUGAAAUUUGCUGAAGUUUUGUUUCAACAACCUAUACGUAUACAUGGUGGCACGAUUAAAACCAAAUUAAAUGAAGAUGAUAUUAAGUACAUGCAAAAGAUUGCACAACAAAAUUUCGAAUUGAUAAUGUCCACUUUAAAGGAAAUGCCCCGCAAUAUGUUAUUUGUUGUUCGAAAUCUGAAUACGGUUAGAGCUAUUGGUCGUAUGCAUGGAGAUGUAGUAGAUAGACCUCGUGUAAUGGCCCAUCAUGCACAAAAAUGUAUAUACAAGAAUUAUAACUCCUUUAGAGGUUACUUUGUGUGGCUGUUUCGUAGAUUGUAUUUUGAAUAUUCUUUGUGGACAUUUUCAUUUAGACGUUCCUGCUUAAGUUUGUAUUUAAAUGUUUUGUAUAAACUUGGUAGAGCUCCCGCCUCAGCUAGUACUAUAUUAAACAGCCUUAACCCUCAAACUGUUGAAUAAUAAUUUACGGUGGUUUUUGCUUUUUGUACUAUACCUAAGUUAAAAAGAUUUACGAGGCUAUUGUUUUAUAUACAUUGUUAAACAUAAAUAAAUUUUGUUGUGGGUUUGUA